Molecule: messenger RNA, 609 nt
Organism: Coprinopsis cinerea okayama7#130
Lineage: Eukaryota; Fungi; Basidiomycota; Agaricomycetes; Agaricales; Psathyrellaceae
Exons: 3
Coding region: 1-609 (202 amino acids)
Source: RefSeq, a predicted model, not a curated record
AUGUCUACCGAAAUCCACAACUCUCGUGACGGAGACACGACUCUCAUACUUACUGACCCCAACACUGGGCUCAGGAGUGCUGUGCAUACUUAUCCGCGUGAAUUCGAGGAUUUGGUCGAAGACCAAGGAGAAUUCGCGGUUGUAGUCGAAAGAGACUCUAAGACAGGAGAAGUUCGAUUCAUCGAGGCUCUCCUCCCAAAAGAGCAGACUUUCGGCUCCGCUGAACUGAAAGUCGCCUACUUGCAAUGCGCGCGCGAUGAGAAAAGUUGGGAUGAAGUCGCUUCGAAGGCUUUCGAUUUCGCGGAUGUAGACGAGCCUAAACCUAAGCAGCCAAAAGCACACCCAGUUUCGGGUAAGCCUGAGGUCAAGCCUAAGAUUAAAGGCGUGUCUACUGGGAAGAAGUACAAGAAAGUAGCCGAUAAAGUGAAGCCUGUACUGGGAACCUUACCCUCCGAGUUCAGGAUCGAUCGGAAAAUCAUAGGCGAUCCUCUAGAAGGAAUGCCAAAAUUACCUACCCACCCACCGGAGUUCACACCUACGGGUCGGUACACACAAGAGCGAAAAGACUUAAUGGGACAAGUUGCACCCCGAAGGCUUCCUAUGGCCUGA